CCGCAACUCAGCCCGCUGUGUAACGUGCCGGCUGCGCAAGGUCAAAUGCUCAGGGGGCGCUGCACCAUGCCACAAUUGCCGUCGCCUGCGACUGAACUGCACCUUUCCGCGCCCAGGCGAUGGCAUCAUGCGCACAAUGGCCUUGGGCACGCCGACUGAAGCUCUCACCGAGGCGGGCACAGCACGCCGUCGCAUCACGGCCGCCUGCCACGGGUGCCGUGCACGCAAGAGUCGGUGUGAUGGCCAGCGGCCGCGGUGCCAGCGGUGCCAGCAAAGUAACAGCGGGUGCAUGUAUCCAGAGGAAAACUCGCGGCCAUGGCAUCGCGAGCACCACCAGCCCAUGAUCCAGAGCGCUGCCCCCCUGGUCGGCCAAGCUGAACUCGCCACGGCGCCAACGUCGUCGCCCCCUGCUCUUGAUCCGCUGGCGGCGCACCAAACACCGUCGGUGGACGUCUGUCGAGACCGCAGGUUCCUCAGCAGGGACGUCUUGUCGCAGCAUAUCGAGGCUUAUUUCGUCUACAUCUAUCAUAUACCUGGGUACAACUUCUUCCACCGCCCCUCGUUGCUCGAGGACUUGUACCAUGACAGGAUCCCGUCCAUCUUGAGCACGGCCAUCUGCGCCAUUGUAUCUGGAUACCUGAACCGCUCGAGAGCAGGCAAGCAGUUGUCUGUGGAAUGGGCCACAGACGUCGAUUCGUACCUUUCCACCAACAUGAAUAAUCUUACCCUGCUCAAUCUCCAGCUCAUGGUGCUCUCGCUGUACCAACACCUUUCCUAUCGCCAGUUUGGCAGGAGUUGGCUGAUACUGGGUACGGCGACCAGAUUGGCGCUUGGCAUCCAGCUCAACAAAGAGAGUCGGCUUGCUCCGGAGAGCGAGGGUAUUGCUUUGCGGGAAUGCCAGAGAAGGCUAGCGUGGGGUAUAUUCAUACAGGACAAGUUACACUCGGGUGGUAUUGACGAGUUUGUGGCCAUGCCUGCGCGCUGGAUGCAGAUUUCGCUGCCGCUGGAAGAGGACGACUUUCUUCGCGAGCGCAGUCGCCAACCCGUCUUUUUGAGCGAUGAUCCCGGACAUGUACCUCAAGAAGGCCUUGGCAUCAGUGCAUAUACUGUCGUGUUGAUGCAGCUGCGGCAUGAGAUUCUGCAAUCUUCGUCCUCAUCUCAGAUUGGUGAUGCAGCAAUGAUUGCAUCUCUGGUCUCAUUAGAGACGCGUAUGCAGCGCUUCUAUGCGGCUUUGCCUGCUCACCUCCGUCUGACUGACCGCAAUCUUUUCGCAUACUCUUCCAGCUCCAGAUUGAUUGCCUUCAUCUCCUUGAAUACCUGGUACUUGCAGGCCUGCUGUGACCUAUUCCGCAUAUGCCUACCGGGAAUG
This is a messenger RNA of Exserohilum turcica Et28A, 1369 nucleotides long. RefSeq lists its product as uncharacterized. NCBI's taxonomy places the organism in Eukaryota, Fungi, Ascomycota, Dothideomycetes, Pleosporales, Pleosporaceae. The annotation marks the transcript as partial. The transcript has 3 exons. Gene Ontology annotation, cellular component: nucleus. The record is from RefSeq and is a predicted model, not a curated record. Gene Ontology annotation, biological process: DNA-templated transcription; regulation of DNA-templated transcription. Gene Ontology annotation, molecular function: DNA-binding transcription factor activity, RNA polymerase II-specific; DNA binding; zinc ion binding.